Molecule: messenger RNA, 947 nt
Organism: Myotis lucifugus (little brown bat)
Lineage: Eukaryota; Metazoa; Chordata; Mammalia; Chiroptera; Vespertilionidae
Product: mRNA turnover protein 4 homolog
Exons: 1
Coding region: 24-743 (239 amino acids)
Biological process (GO): nuclear-transcribed mRNA catabolic process; rRNA processing; ribosomal large subunit assembly
Cellular component (GO): preribosome, large subunit precursor; nucleolus
Molecular function (GO): RNA binding
Source: RefSeq, a predicted model, not a curated record
CCGCUGCACGUGCCUGUGGAGAGAUGCCCAAGUCCAAGCGCGACAAGAAAGUUUCCUUAACCAAAACUGCAAAGAAAGGCUUGGAACUGAAACAGAACCUGAUAGAAGAGCUUCGGAAAUGUGUGGACACGUACAAGUACCUGUUCAUCUUCUCCGUGGCCAACAUGAGGAACAGCAAAUUGAAGGACAUUCAGAACGCCUGGAAGCACAGCCGGAUGUUCUUUGGCAAAAACGAAGUGAUGAUGGUGGCCUUAGGUCGAAGCCCAGCCGAUGAGUACAAAGACAACCUACAUCAGGUCAGCAAGAAGUUGAGGGGUGAAGUUGGUCUCCUUUUCACCAAUCGCACUAAGGAGGAAGUGAAUGAAUGGUUCACGAAAUUUGCGGAAAUGGACUAUGCCCGAGCUGGAAACAAAGCAACGUUCACCGUGAACCUGGACCCGGGGCCCCUGGAGCAGUUCCCGCACUCCAUGGAGCCACAGCUGAGGCAGCUCGGCCUGCCCACCGCCCUCAGGAAGGGUGUAGUGACCCUGCUGUCCGACUAUGAGGUGUGCAAGGAGGGCGAUGUGUGGACCCCAGAGCAGGCCCGCGUCCUGAAGCUUUUCGGGUAUGAGAUGGCUGAAUUCAAGGUGACCAUCAAAUACAUGUGGGAUGCACAGUCCGGAAGGUUCCAACAGAUGGGAGAUGACUUGCCAGAGAGCGCGUCCGAGUCAGCAGAAGAAUCAGAGGAAGAUGACGACUGCUGACGGGCACGUGGGACUGAGGGCCUCCCGGCCGUGCCAGGUGUCAUCUUGACCACACUGGACUGGCGCCGCCCCUCUUGGGAGAGCAGCUGUUUGUUUUGCUGUGAUGAAGACGAGAGGGCGAUAGGGACAGACUGUUUCCCUACAAAGAGUAACUGUCUGCAGGGUGUCUCCCUGUAGAUGGCAAAGGAACUUUUCUCAGAAAAA